AUGUCAGGAGACCAGCAUGCUGGUUACUCCACUCCAAACAGAGAUGAUGAAGAGCAAGGUGAUGUAGCUGAUGCAAAACCGGACAGAAGUAGCAGAUUCUCACUUUUGGUAAAAAGAAAGAAGAAUGGAGAAGAAGAGCAGCCAAAGUCCACUCUCAGUAAUCAGUACCGAAUUGUUACACCCACGUUCCAGUAUAAUAUGGACUACAAGAAAGUUGGCAAAUGUAUUAUUAUAAACAACAAAAAUUUUGAGGAGAGAACAGGGAUGGGCACACGCAAUGGCACUGAUAAAGACGCUGGAGAUCUAUCUAAGAGUUUUAGAAACUUAGGUUUUGAGGUUUGCACAUACAAUGACCAAAGCCGUGAUGAUAUGGAACAAUUACUGAAGCAAGCUGCUGAGGAGGAUCACAGUGAUGCUGCUUGUUUUGCCUGUAUCCUUCUAAGCCAUGGGGAAGAAGGCCUCAUCUACGGCACAGACGGACCCAUGGCAAUCAAGAAUCUGACUGCACUCUUCAGAGGAGACAAAUGUAAAAGCCUCAUAGGCAAACCCAAAUUAUUUUUCAUUCAGGCAUGCCGAGGCUCUGAAUUUGAUGAAGGGAUACAGACAGACUCUGGACCAGCAAAUGACACUCUGGAAACAGAUGCCAAUCCUAGAUACAAAAUCCCAGUAGAAGCAGAUUUUCUAUUUGCAUAUUCCACAGUGCCAGGUUAUUAUUCCUGGAGGAAUCCUGGAAGAGGCUCCUGGUUUGUGCAGUCUCUAUGCUCUGUACUAAAUGAGCAUGGAAAACAACUUGAGAUCAUGCAGAUCCUCACACGGGUCAACUACGUGGUGGCCACAAAUUUUGAAUCACAGUCUGAUGAUCCACGCUUCAGUGAGAAGAAGCAGAUUCCCUGCGUAGUCUCUAUGCUCACUAAAGAACUUUACUUCUGAAAACAUAUUUUAAUGUGGCCAAUGGCAUGAAAUCAGGGUACACUUUUGGGGGGGGGAGGUUUGAUUAUAAACUGGUUUAACACUCUUUUAUAAUAGAAAUGUAAUUAUACUGGCUUUUCAUAUUGUAUAAGCUGGGAUUUCUGUAGGAUGGGUGAUAUGCAGGAUUUUACCGAAGAAACAAAUGCUGUGGGCCAGCUGUGCAGCUAACAGUAAAUACUGUGUCUUGAUCUCCCUUAGCAUGACAGUCUUGAUUUAUGGAUGCUGAAGAGGUAAAUUUCCAUACCUAUGAGCAACGAAAGCUCCCAAAAUUAUACUUAUCUUCCCUAUUACUUCAUACACUCAAGAGAUGCUGUGAACUUUUCUUUUGUAAUGUUCAAUUGUUAUAUGUUUUUUGAUUAUUUAUCCCCCCACCACUUAAAACUUUCCAUCUAAUUUCAUUCAUAUUUUUGGUUACUGAUUUUUCUUUUUAAUCUUACAUUGCUUUUGGUGCUUCACCACUAUGAAGUGGAAACGUUUCAGUGUUUGCUGCUUCAUAGGCUGAGUAGAAUAAGAGGUGUAAUUUUAGGCAUCAAUGUUAUCAGCUUCUAGGAGGAAGGACAGGGAGAUCACAAAUUGGAUCAAGGUAGGAUUAAAGGAAAUUCUCUUGGUGGUUAGUUUUUGCUGUUCAGUUUUCACAUUCACUAAACACUGGUCUUGCACAUGCUGGUAAUGGAAAAGCAGAGAACCACUCUCUCUAGAGGAUAAAAAUAAGUCCAAACAUGAAGCUAAGAUAAUUGGCAAUGUUCAUUUCUAGUUUCUGAUGGAAAUCAAUGGAGUUGCUUGUUGUUUUGUUUCAUGGAGUUUUUUUAAGCGUAGGAAAUACUUGAUCUCUUUUUCCAUCUUGGGGAAAGAGGGACGGAUUUCAGUGUUCUGAGACUCAGAUACCUGACCAGUAACAGCUAUUUCUUUUGACUAAAUAAUUGUUUUGUGUGUUCUACCUAUUACUAAAAUGGGGGUGGGCAUGGUGUAAUGCUUACUUGGGGAGGGGUGGGACAGAAAGGAAGGGAAGUCUGUCUCUCAAUCUGAAUAAACUAAACAAUCCCAGAAAGCAGAUUGUAAGAUACUGAUGAAAAAAAGCAAUCAUGAGACUCCAUCUUUUCUUUCACUUAAUUACUGGUUCAUGGAACAGUGACUUCCUUGGAGAUUUCCUAAGAGCAUCAUGUUAUGGGAAUGUCCAGUGCCAAACUGAAUUUGUAGCUUGAAUUUAUUUCUUAGUCUAAUAUGUUUGCUUUCCUUUUAUGAGCAUUAUUAAUGGCGACAAUUUGAUUGCUGCUCUGUGCUUAAUUUGAAAGUCACUUUACUUAGUUACAAUUCUAGCAUAAGGUCAAUAAGUAAAGAAUCAAUAUUUGUAGAUGGUUUAGCUGAAUAGCGUAUAAAUGUAACAAAUAGAAAAAUCAAAAUGAAAAUCUUUAUAAAACUGGACAAACUGUAACUGGAGGAAUCCUUAUUAAAAUGCUAUAAUAAAGAAUUUUUCCUUGUAAAUGACAGCUAAAUGAUAAAACAGCCUGAAACUCUGGUAUUACGGUUUUUCUUUUUGCAAAAAAAAAAAAAAAAUCUGCUUGGUGAUUCAGAAAUUCUGAACCAACAGAGAGUUAAUGGUUAGGUUUUGUUCUAAAACUUUAAAUUUUCAUGUUGAAUUGCUAGAAUUGUGUGUCUCAGUAAUAAUUGUAUGUUUAGAUUUAAUUUCUGUUCAUUGAGGAAUUUGCCAAGACUGGAAGUACUUACUUGAAUAGAAACCAGAAGUGCCUUUCUAGCUAUGUAUUGUCUUGAUUUUGUAUUUUGGAGUAAUGUUAGUGAUACUACAUUCCUACUUUUUAUAUUAUCUUUACAGUUGGUUGCUAGCUCAAAAAAAUAAAGUUAAUGAUUUGGUUAAACUGAUAAGUGAGUAGAUAGUCACCUUUUUUCCAAUUAUUGUACGCUAUACUUUUAUGAAAUUCGCUAAGAGAAUAGGUACAUAGUAAUUAGUGCCAAGUUACCAAAUUUUUUAGUUUAUUUUCCAACUAGUACUGUGAUAUAGUGAAGCAUAUUUUUUUCAGAAGUCAAAUUUACAACUGUAUGAAUUGAAUAAAUGACUGUUUU
Struthio camelus australis is the source of this 3048-nucleotide messenger RNA. Lineage: Eukaryota; Metazoa; Chordata; Aves; Struthioniformes; Struthionidae. The record is from RefSeq and is a predicted model, not a curated record.